AUGGAGGUGGCAAAAUUAUUACCAGAUCAACAUCAAGUAAACCUUCGUGUAAAAGUCCUUGCACAAAUCAUGUCUGGUGAAGUGGAUGACGGCAAUGAAUCAACCUUGUCGAAAAUCAAAGUCGCCGAAUUUCUUGUUGGUGAUUCUUCCGGAUGCAUAAUUGUAAAGGCCAUUAACGACCAAAUAUCACUUCUCCAACCGCAAACAUGCGUCUUGAUUCAUAACGCACGCGUGGAAAUGUAUCGUGGAUUCAUGCGUAUUGUAAUUGAUCAAAACACGAAUGCUGAAAUAAAGCCUUUCGGUGAAGCUAGCGAUGAUCAAGUCACUCAGGCCAGUAGCAGAGGUGAUGAUAUACAACCAAACUUGGAAAAGAAUUAUUCAUUGACUGAAUAUCAAUAUGUACCGCACGUGGUUUUAAACGAAUAA
Cetraspora pellucida is the source of this 426-nucleotide messenger RNA. The record is from the annotation of a GenBank genome assembly. NCBI's taxonomy places the organism in Eukaryota, Fungi, Glomeromycota, Glomeromycetes, Diversisporales, Gigasporaceae.